AUGCAUUGCCGAUACGUUCCUCCUCACUACAACCGAGAGUUGCAACGCCGGUUCAGGAGGCUUAGUCAAGGCAACAAAAGCGUGGAAGAGUACUACAAGGAGUUUGAACAUCUGCGCAAUAGACUCCAAAUCGACGAGACUAAGGAAGCUCUUAUGGCUCAAUUCCUCGAUGGUUUGCAAGACAAGAUUGUGCGAAAGGUCGAGAGACUCUCUUACGAUGGGUACGACGAGUUGUUACACUUGGCCAUUCAAGUCGAACAACAAAUCAAGAGGAAGGUCGCAAGCCUUAGUUGCACAAGCAACCAGGGACUCCCAAGCUUGUCACCCAACGUAUCCCCCUCGAACACCAAUCGAGACAAGUCCAAGUCAGGCCGGAACGAUACUCGAUUCAAAUCAAAGGAACCGGCCAAGGAAGUGCGUACUAAUCCGCGACCAGUUCCUAGCAAAGCAAGGAGCCGGGACAUUGUUUGUUUCAAGUGUCAAGGAAGAGGACACUAUGCGAGAGACUGCCCAAACCCGAGAGCCAUGAUCGUUACACCAGCCGGUGACAUCAAGUCCCAAGACAAAGACGAUGGAGAACCAGACAAUCAUGCGGGGCCGAUUGAGUUAGAAGAAGCUAUUGCUGAACCUGAAGUCGGAGAAUUGCUAAUGAUCAGGCGAAUGCUUAGCACCAGUCAAGCCUUAGACGACACCAAUCAAAGGGACAACAUUUUCCACACGUGUUGCACUGUAAGUGGGAAAGUUUGUGGCUUGAUCAUUGAUGGGGGUUCAUGCACUAAUGUUGCAAGCUCUUAUAUGGUCAAAAAAUUAUCUCUCCCGACCACAAACCAUCCCAAACCUCAUAAGCUUAAGUGGUUAAAUGACAAGGCCGUGAUCCAAGUAUCGCAACAGGUCACAGUCCCUUUCAGUGUUGGCCCAUAUAAAGACCAAGUCUUAUGUGCUGUCGUCCCUAUGCAAGCUAGCCACCUCCUUUUGGGGCGUCCAUGGCAGUUUGAUAAGAGGACGUCUCAUUGUGGCCAUACUAACCAGUAUUGGUUCGUUCAUGACAAUAAACGCAUUUUUCUAAAACCGUUAUCACCAACUCAAGUGAGUGAAAUGCAAUCUAAACUGGUUAAGGAUCCGAACUUUAAAAAAAACUUCUUGAUAAGUGCCAAUGAUGUUAGGAGAUCACUUAGUGACUCCACUUGUCAAGUGUUAUUGAUGGAGUUCAAAGAUGUUUUGACCAUAGGAAUUGUUGAAGGUCACGUACCAGGAGAGAUCAAGGCCCUUCUAAGGACGUUCCAGGAUGUGUUUCCCGAGGAGCUUCCACACAGCCUACCACCAGUACGCGGCAUCGAACACCAAAUUGAUCUUAUACUCGGAGCUCAACUACCGAACAGACCAGCGUACCGAGUCAACCCUACCGAGGCCAAGGAGUUAGAGCGACAAGUGGGCGACCUGAUGAAGCAAGGAUACGUCCGGGAAAGCCUCAGCCCAUGCGCAUUGCCUGUUUUGCUGGUUCCAAAGAAAGACGGCACAUGGAAGAUGUGCGUAGACUUCCGAACCGUGAACAACAUUACCGUCAAGUACCGGCAUCCAAUUUCUCGCCUCCACGACAUGCUUGACGAGUUGAGCGGUUCCACCAUCUUCUCCAAGAUAGACCUUAAAAGUGGCUAUCAUCAAGUGAGGAUGAAAGAGGGAGAUGAGUGGAAAACCGCAUUCAAAACCAAGCAAGUCUAUUUUGAUGACAUCCUUGUGUAUAGCCAAAGUCUAGAAGACCAUCUUAACCACCUUGAACAUGUCUUGAAAAUGCUUAGGGAAGAGAAAUUUUUUGCUAACCUUAAGAAGUGUGUGUUUGGAGCUGUUGAACUUGUGUUUUUAGGGCUCGUGGUGAGUUCGCAGGGACUUAAAGUGGACCAUGAAAAGAUCAAAGCGAUCGAGGAGUGGCCAACCCCGACCAAUGUUAGCCAAGUUUGGAGUUUCCACGGGUUAGCCAGCUUUUACCAGCGGUUCGUGAAGGAUUUCAGUACUAUAGCCGCACCACUCACGGCCGUGACCAAGAAGAAUGAGGAGUUCAAGUGA
This is a messenger RNA of Camelina sativa (false flax), 2061 nucleotides long. RefSeq lists its product as uncharacterized. NCBI's taxonomy places the organism in Eukaryota, Viridiplantae, Streptophyta, Magnoliopsida, Brassicales, Brassicaceae. The record is from RefSeq and is a predicted model, not a curated record. Gene Ontology annotation, molecular function: nucleic acid binding; zinc ion binding.